AUGGCGCCGAAUAAUUCAAACCCUGGCGAUGAUGAUAAUCCCUCGAACCAGAUCCCGCUACAGGAUCUGUCCAGACCCGAAAACCCCACUGAUGAGCGUGGUAGAGAUCGCGCCAACAGUGCGGGGGCGGGUGUGUUUUCACGACGAUCCCUGAUGAGGCGAGGGUCGCGGAGGCAAUACCAGAGUGUCGCAGAGGAGUCGCCGGUCGACUUAGGAAGCGCAAGCAGGAAUCCAUUCGAAUCAUCCGGUCAUUCUGGCGACGAAGAACCCACUCAUGAGGACCUAGGAGCUCUAGCGCAAGCCAUGUCGUUCGGGAUCACAUUUGACGCGCCGCGAUUAUCCCUCUCUGGCCCAUCAGACCCGCACAGAUUUGACGAUGCCGCUUCUGACCUCGAUGUUGUUCCCCUCGAUAAUUACCAUUCCCGCGAGCCAGAUAAUUACGGUCCCCAGUCAUAUGUCGAAGACGAUACCACACGCCUGACCGAUUCGCGAUACCUUCAACCGAUAAGUGGUGCCCCUGCGUCGGAAGGGCGACCAAGUAGUGAUAUUGGCCUUCACUCUCUAAACUCCCGGGAUGGAUCGCGAUUGGGAGAUGACCUUCCUCAUGUGGAAGACGGCUUGGGCCGGAAUCGCAGUGGUACCCGGUCUCGUUCUCUAUCACCGUCAGCUUCUGGCGGGGCGCUGCAGCGUGCUAGUACGAUGGUGAAAUCCAUGUCACAACGAGUGGUCAACUUGAGUAAUGAACCGGAAGUUGUGCAACAAACUAUUGAAAGGGAGGAGUCUCAGAAAAAUUCACGGCUGGAAGCUCCCCCAGCCCUACCUGCAAUGACUGAAUUUGCCCAUGAUUCCACCCCCAAGCUGCCACCAAGAGAGAAACGGGCAUCCAGGUCGAUGUGGAAAUACCGAAACAAUCCCUUCCGGGGCAGGUCUCUGGGAAUCCUGGGACCAAAUAAUCCUCUUCGACUUUGGCUGUGUGAUAUCCUUGUUAAUUCAUACAUGGAACCUUUUAUUCUGGUAUUCAUUCUUAUUCAAACCAUCCUUUUGAUCGUGGAGUCCUCGAAAUCUGUCUUCGAUCGCCCCGAAGCAGUGAAAUGGGGAAGUUCCCGAUUAGACUAUGUUUUCUUUGCCAUUUUCAUCAUUUAUACCUUGGAAAUUGCGGCCAAGAUCUUGGUCUCGGGCUUUGUGUUCAAUCCACCAGAGUAUAGUACUCUGAAUCGGAACCUGGGCAUCAGAAAGGCGGUAAUAGAGAAGAGCAAAAACCUUGUCAUUCCCCAUCGCGAAAUGACAAAGAAAAAAGUUUCUUUCUUACAAGCCGAUCCGCAGUCCUCUAUCCUGCGGACUUUUACUGGGAUGAACGGACUAGAGGAUGCGCAAUCUCAGGAUGAUCCGCUCCAGAAGCGCCGUGUCCGACUUGCUCAUCGCGCAUUUCUCCGACACUCUUUUAAUCGAUUGGAUUUUGUGGCGCUGGUUGCCUACUGGGUCUCCUUUGCUCUCUCCUUACAGGGCGUGGAGGUAGCUCACCAACUUUACAUCUUUCGCAUGCUCAGCUGUCUUCGAAUUCUGCGGCUUCUUUCCCUUACCAAUGGUACCUCGGUGAUUCUUCGAAGUCUCAAACGAGCUGCGCCUCUUCUGGUACAUGUUGCAUUUCUAAUUGGCUUCUUUUGGCUCCUGUUUGCUAUCGUGGGUAUACAAAGUUUCAAGUCCAGUCUGCGAAGAACUUGCGUUUGGAUUGAUCCUGAAGGCCAGGCAAACUAUACUUCAAAUGACGCUUAUGGCACACUUCAAUUCUGUGGUGGAUAUCUCAACGGUACAACAGGCAAAGACAUGCCGUGGCUGGAUGCUUCUGGUUCUCCGCAGGGCUCUUCAGCUAAAGGCUACAUAUGUCCCAUUGGCUCCCUCUGUGUUGAAGGUACAAAUCCUUACAACGGGACUGUAAGCUUUGACAAUAUCCUUCAGUCGCUGGAGCUGGUCUUUGUCAUCAUGAGUUCUAAUACCUUCACCGAUCUGCUCUACUAUACCACCGACAGUGACUUUCUCGCCUCCGCGCUAUUCUUUGCUUUCGGCCUGGUUAUUUUGAGUCUGUGGCUGGUCAACUUACUCGUCGCCGUCAUCACCCAUUCUUUUCAAGUUAUUCGUGAGGAGAGCAAACGCAGUGCCUUUGCUGUUCAAAAGAUCGAUAACGUUGAAGAAGACGACACCACGAUGCAAAAAGUCAGUACAAUCAAGUGGUUUUACGAUAAAACAGAGCUGUUUUGGGUUCUUAUAAUCGUCUACGACCUCGUAAUCCAGGCUCUGCGAAGUUCCACCAUGAGCAGUGAACGGCGUCGAUUCAUCGACAACACAGAACUGGUCUGUACCCUCAUCUUCCUUCUCGAGAUCAUCAUUCGUUUCAUAUCAGAUUGGCGUGUGUUUCACCGAAAGCGCCGAAACUGGUUUGAUCUCCUCCUUGUUGUUGUCACUUGCAUUAUCCAGAUACCCGUGAUCAAGAACUCGGGGCGUCCUUAUACUGUUAUGACAAUGUUCCAGAUUCUUCGGGUAUACCGAGUUGUUAUGGCAAUCCCAGUCACCAGGAAGCUUAUCAUGGUCGUAUUUCGAAAUGUCAUUGGUCUGCUCAACUUGAUAUUCUUCCUUUUCUUGAUGACAUUCCUUGCUUCGAUUUUCGCUACCCAGCUCUUUCGCAGCCAGAUUCCUUCGGAAGAUCCCGACGGAAACUCGAUUGCUAUUACCUUCGCUGAUAUCUAUAACUCAUUCCUGGGAAUGUAUCAAAUCUUGUCAAGCGAGAACUGGACAACCAUUCUGUACAACGUUACCGCUUACACGACUCACUUCAACACGGCUUGGAUUUCGGCCUCCUUCAUCAUUCUAUGGUUCAUUGUCGCCAAUUUCAUCAUUUUGAACAUGUUCAUUGCUGUCAUCCAAGAAAGCUUUGAUGUGUCCGAGGAUGAGAAGCGUCUCCAACAGGUUCGAGCGUUCCUGGAACAGAAGCAUAUUGGGCAGGCCACUCAAGGAAACCUUGCCCUUUCAAAGAUCCUUCGGUUGGGCCGAGACUCGGACCGCUAUAAGGAUCCAUUAGAUCAUGGACCUGCCGCAUUGGAAAUGCUUUUGAAGGAUGCGGUGGUUCGCGAGUUCUUGGAUGAAGAGGAUGAGAAACAAUUGCAGAAAGAAGAGAGCCAGCGCCGCGAGGGCGAGAUCACUGCUGAAGCGGCUGAGGCGGCUGUCGAAGCUGCAGAGGUUUCCCAGCCUGGCUUUGUCUCGCAAGCAAUGGCCAAAGCGAAUGCUUUGAUUAUGGGUCGAGAACCAAAUCCAUUCUACUCGAAACUCAAGUUUUCUCGGGCGUAUGAGGAGUUGGAUCCUAGAACCAUGGCUAAAGAAGUGGUCUCCGCAGCCGAAGCACGGAAACGAGCGCAACGAGAGUAUCUUAUCAAGCAUCCUAACUACAACAAAUCGCUGUAUCUUUUCCAGCCAAAUAAUCCCAUUCGAAAGCUUUGUCAACGAAUUGUCGGACCAGGGCGUGGCAACCAGCGAGUUGAAGGCGUGGAUCCUUACAAGCCUGUCUGGUAUACGUUCUCCGCUCUCAUUUAUGCAGCCAUUGUGGCCAUGGUGCUUCUGGCAUGCAUCACUACUCCUCUGUACCAGAGAGCCCAUUUCAGCAAUGACCGCAAUUGGUUUGUUUAUACCGACAUGGGGUUUGCUGUCGUCUUCACCCUGGAGGCUACUAUCAAGGUUAUCGCUGAUGGAUUCUUCUGGACACCCAAUGCAUACUUCCGCAGUUCUUGGGGUUUCAUUGAUGGUAUUGUAUUGAUCACGCUUUGGAUCAACGUCGGAAGUUCAUUGAAGAGAGACUUUAGUAUUUCCCGACCCAUCGGUGCCUUCAAAGCACUGAGAGCUCUGCGCUUGUUAAAUGUCAGUGAUAGUGCCAAGGAUACUUUCCACUCCGUCAUCAUCACGGGAGGAAUGAAAGUCAUUGCUGCCGCAGCAGUUUCGUUGAGUUUCCUGGUCCCUUUCGCCAUCUACGCUACCAAUCUUUUCAGCGAUCAGAUGAUUAGUUGCAACGAUGGUGACUUCUCUGGCAACCUGACUUGGUGUGUCAAUGAAUACCCGAGCUCGCCCUAUAAUUGGGAUGUUAUAGCUCCCAGGGCCGCAGCUAAUUCCUAUUACGACUUUGACAACUUUGGUGACUCCCUUUUCAUUCUCUUCCAGAUUGUCUCUCAAGAAGGUUGGAUCGAUGUCCAGGAAAGCGCAAUGAGCAUUGUUGGAGCCGGUAUACAACCUCAGGAUAAUGCUUCUCCCGCCAACGGCGUCUUUUUCGUCAUAUUCAACCUGCUUGGUGCAGUGUUUGUCUUGACGCUGUUUGUGUCUGUAUUCAUGCGUAACUACACAGAACAGACUGGUGUGGCCUUCUUGACUGCUGAACAGCGGUCCUGGUUGGAACUGCGCAAGCUUCUCCGACAAAUCUCUCCAUCGAAACGAUCUCUCAAUGAACGGAGUGCUGAAUGGCAGCAGUGGUGCUACCGAAUAGCAGUGAAGAAGCAUGGUCGUUGGGCUCGCACUGUGACUGCGACGUUGUGUAUACAUCUGAUUCUUUUGAUGCUGGAGUUCUACCCGGAACCCAAUAGAUGGGAAACAGCUCGAUCGAUCCUGUUUUUCAUCUUCAUGUUUGUCUACUUGGCUAAUGUGGCGAUCCGAUUUAUGGGUCUUGGAUGGCAUCGAUUCAGUCGCAGUUCAUGGGAUCUCUAUUCUCUUAUAGCCGUGCCCGGUGCAUGGAUCACGACUAUUCUGCAUAUUGCAACUUCUCAGCAGGUUGUCCUCGAGCUGAACAAGCUGUUCCUGGUCGCCAUCGCCUUGCUUCUCAUCCCACGGAACAAUCAACUAGACCAGUUAUUCAAGACUGCUGCAGCUAGUUUGCCAGUCAUUGGCAAUCUGUUGGCGACGUGGUUUGUGCUUUUCUUGGUAUUCGGUAUUGCGAUGAACCAAGCUUUCGGCCUCACGAAGUUUGGAAGUAACGAGGAUCACAAUCUGAACUUCCGCGAUGUGCCCAAGUCUCUUAUUCUCCUCUUUCGAUCCAGUUGUGGAGAGGGAUGGAACCAAGUUAUGGAGGAUUUUGCCACGAUGGUAUCUCCUCUUUGCACGUCUGAUAACGAUUUCCUUGAAGAUGACUGCGGUAGUGCCGCCUGGGCCCGAACUCUGUUCAUUGCGUGGAACAUCAUCAGCAUGUACAUCUUUGUCUCGCUGUUUGUUUCACUUAUCUUCGAAAGUUUCUCCUACGUCUAUCAACGCAGCAGCGGGCUGUAUGCUGUUAGUCGCGAGGAGAUCCGCCGCUUCAAACAGGCCUGGUCGACAUAUGAUCCAGAUGGAACAGGAUUCAUCAGUAAAAAGCAAUUCCCACGGUUACUUGGAGAGCUCUCUGGUGUCUUCGAGAUGCGGAUCUACGAUGGUGAAUUUACUGUUGGUGCCAUUCUAGAUCAGUGUCGAACGAACCCGCGCAAUUCCAUGGGCUCUUUCCAUUCCUCGCAUCAUAUGCGCUCGCGAGAUUCUUUGAAUCCGGUGAUGAACUCUAGCGGAGAAAGUCUCGCGGAUGAGGUUGACCUCCGAGAGUUGAAUCGGAUCAUUAACCGUAUCCCGGUGGAAACGAUUCGCCAGCGACGUCAGCAACUCAACAUCUUCUACGAGGAGGUUCUUGUUUCGGCCGAUCCAGACCGUGGUAUCUCCUUCCACCAAUGUUUGAUGAUCCUUGCCCACUAUAAAGUUAUCAGUGACAGCAAGAGUCUACGUUUGGAAGAAUUUCUCCGUCGCCGAGCACGUCUCCAGCGUGUGGAGGAAGCUGUUCGUCGUAACACUGUCAUUGGAUUCUUCGAUACAUUGUACUGGUCUCGACAAUUCCGCCGAGCCGUCGAACGGAAGAAGAAUGGCCGCAUGGCUGAUGUUCCUCAGUUCACCGUGCCAGAGAUUUACGUUGAGGAUCCUGCAGAUGACUCUGGAGAGGGCGAUGAGCCAAUGCCAUCCGGAACCAUGACACCGAAAACCCAGCCUGAUCUCGACGAUCCAUUUGCGCCUAUGCUUUCUCCUUCCUCCACUUUGCACCGUCGCACCGAGUCCACCCCGACAUCUCGUCGACACGAUCUACCUCGCAUUGAUACUGCUCUAGCAAGCCGGUCGAGUGCUAGCACGCCCACCGACUGGGCUAGUAUUAGUCCGUCACGCACUCCGCGCCAUAUGUAUGGUGAUCGCGGCUCAUUUGAUUCUGGGGAUACUAAUCGAGCCGGGCCGGCGGAUACGGAUCAUUCCCGACAGAAUAGCGCUAUCAGCGCACAAGAUGUGAUGAACACGUUGGAUAACUCUGCCUGGGGUGAGAGUAUUCGACGAAGUUUCACACAUCAACGAUCGAGCGACCGAUCUAAUCGAUCUACUCGGUCUACAGAAAAAGGUUCACCAUAA
Penicillium malachiteum is the source of this 6435-nucleotide messenger RNA. It is a transcript of the gene cch1, whose product is annotated as calcium channel protein CCH1. Gene Ontology annotation, cellular component: voltage-gated calcium channel complex; membrane. The coding region runs from base 1 to 6435 and encodes 2144 amino acids. Gene Ontology annotation, molecular function: calcium ion binding; high voltage-gated calcium channel activity. The transcript is spliced from 3 exons. The record is from RefSeq and is a predicted model, not a curated record. Lineage: Eukaryota; Fungi; Ascomycota; Eurotiomycetes; Eurotiales; Aspergillaceae. Gene Ontology annotation, biological process: calcium ion import across plasma membrane.